GACUACGAAGAGUACCAUAACGAGAAGUACCAAUUUUACUUGUCUUUUACAUCUGCUCUUAGCCAAGAUAAACUGAAGAACUUUUUAGCCACCGAGUACGAAAAAUCGGCGUCUGCUAUGUGCACGAAGACAAACGAAGCAGAGUGGAACUACGAAACGGACAUCAACAACAAAGAAAAGCAGGACAUUUUGCUCAAUGUAACUCUGGAGUCCGCCGCUUUGGCCAAAAAGUACUGGCAAGAUUAUUUCAAAGACCUCAACCCUGAAGACUACCAAGACGAACAGCUCAAAAGGCAAGUGAAAAAUUUGAGGAUUUUGGGAAACGCUGCACUAAAUGAAGAAAAACUGACCAAACUAACCAAAGCUACCAACAACAUGACCAACAUCUACAGUACUGCUAAAAUCUGUCCCUUCAGUAACCAAAAGUGCGACCUAUCCAAAGAAGGUUUAUCUCUCGAACCCGGAAUCGAAGAAAUUUUGGCCAACUGCGACGAGUUGGUUUACGCCUGGAGAGUCUGGAGAGAUGCUUCCGAUGCCAAAAUAAGAAGUCUGUACCAAACAUACGUAGAACUGUCCAAUGAAGCCGCCGUUGCUAACAAGUUUAACGAUAAAGGAGAACUGUGGAGGGACAGCUAUGAAUCGCCUACUUUUAUCCAGGACAUCGAUGAUCUGUGGACCCAAGUGGAACCACUCUAUGCAGAACUCCACAAGUACGUCGGUCGCAAACUCAAAGAGCGUUUUGGUAGUAAGCUUGAAAUUUCUGACGGACUUAUCCCGGCGAACGUCCUCGGGAACAUGUGGGCCCAAGAAUGGAACAACAUAGCCGAGCUGGUGCGGCCUUUCCCUCAAGCCAGUAAAGUCGACGUGGAUGCCGCCCUCAAACAACAAAAGUACUCAGUUUUGGACAUGUUCAAAAUCUACGACGAGUUCUACAAGUCCAUGGGUUUAAUCCCGAUGGGUGUGUGCUACAAUACUAGUGCAGGAGCUAUGAUUGAGAAACUCACCGAUGGUAGAGAGUACUGUGUCACGCUAUCGCUUGGGACUUCUGCGACGGUCACAAUUAUAGAAUCAAAAUGUGUACGAACAUCAAUUUCGAGGACUUUAUUUUCAUCCACCAUGAGACAGGACACAUCCAGUCCUUCAUGCAGUACGUCAAGCAGUUGGUGACCUUCCGGGAUGGAGCCAACCCAGGGUUCCACGAAGCCAUAGGUGACACGAUUGCGCUGUCGGUGUCCACGCCCAAGCACCUAC
Zophobas morio is the source of this 1251-nucleotide messenger RNA. RefSeq names its product angiotensin-converting enzyme-like. Gene Ontology annotation, cellular component: plasma membrane. The record is from RefSeq and is a predicted model, not a curated record. Gene Ontology annotation, molecular function: peptidyl-dipeptidase activity; metallopeptidase activity. Lineage: Eukaryota; Metazoa; Arthropoda; Insecta; Coleoptera; Tenebrionidae. Gene Ontology annotation, biological process: proteolysis. The transcript is spliced from 4 exons. The coding region runs from base 118 to 1167 and encodes 349 amino acids.